UCUGGUAUUACUGCUCACCUUGGGGGAGUAGCCUAUGGUGAAUUUGGUGUUGACAUACUAGUUGCAUUCGGUGGUAUUCGUAUAGAAGGACGAGUUCUACAAAUAUCGCUCGAUAUAUCCGCCUCAGUGAAUUGGAACAAACCCCCUGUGACCCUGAGCUAUUCUGUUGACUUGGACGUCGUCCCACUGGAAUUAAGACUCAGCGUAGUUGUCUAUCUCCGCCUACUUUUCUGGGAGAAAAAGAUUUUUGACCAAAACAUAUGGACUUUUAAGUUAUUUCCUUACCAUGCUACUGUGUUCAGAUACACGAAACAAAAUGGUAAACCUAGCAUCAUAGACGGUUCAAGUUCGUCUUUCUCAUAUUUCAAGCAAGGCCGUAGAAUAAAGAGAGGUGUUACUGAUGGCUGUAAUGUGUACCAGGUUCCAAGGAGAGAUUCAACGAACACCGCAUUUAUCCUAUCUACUGGCUUAAGCUCUUCACUAGGAGAACUUUCUCUCACCUACGCUAUUGGUACCACACCUGGCGGUACGGACGCCUUAGGUUGGUCUAAGUUGACAAAACCUGGUCUUUUGGCACCACUUCCUUUACCCAAUGGUAUUCCCUUGUUUUGGUCAGUUAAAGGAACAACAACCGAUCAUCAGUCCCGAACAACACAGUGUACUCUUAAAACAUAUGAUAAUACACCCCCAGACGGACGAAUGGAUGUACAGUAUGAUUACACAAGUCAUCCACAUAAGAUUGGUGCUAAAAUAGUCGUGUUUGAUGACUCCCCUCUGAUGAUAAACCAUACAUAUGCUAUUGGACUCUCAAACGGUUACAAUGGCAAUCAGUUCCUUGACUGGUCCUUAUUCAACUUUUCGAAAGUAGCUACGAAAGCUAAAGAUGUUGGGUCAUUUGGAAAUGGAAAAACAGGAAAACUCACAUCUAAACCACUAAAAUCACUUAAAGCGACAGAUCAUACUGAUUGCGCAGAAGAAUGCAUAAAUUUUGGUGAAAAAUGCAUUUCGUUUGACUACGAGUUCCAUUCUGAAAUUUGUGAUCUUCACUCCGUCAUUGAAGGACCACUUGCAGAUGUGAGACUGAGUGGUACUUACAAACAUUUUGAACGAUCAGACCUUGGAAGCACACAUUCAUUUGAACACAAUCUUAUUUUAUUGCAUGGCGAAAGAUAUUUCCUAAAUGCAGAGAUUACAAACGUUUUAAUGUAUAAAAGUCUAUUGUCAUCCAAAGGAACCAUCGUUGACUUUACUCCACCAGAACCUCACUUCAUAGGGAAUGCAAUCCAAGAUGAACUUUCAGCUGACAAAUGCCAGGCAUCAAUAAUUCAAAGAUGUGAAGAUGUUACAUGGAAGAACAAUCACAGAAAAAUUAAAGACGGGGAAGAUGCAGAAACAGUUUACAAUGGACAUCACCCACAAGUGGAGACACGAUACACAUUGACAAAUCAUUUUGCAUCAGCUAACUGGAGACCUUUCACUGAUAAAGAAAGCGGAAUUUUUGGAUAUACGUGGGCAUUUGGCAGUACCAUCUGUGGGACAGAUAUUUCUGAUUACGUAAAUCCUCAUAAACAUCUUUCAGACAAAAAGUUUUGGACAUAUACGGGAUAUGCUCGAGAUAUACAUCUUCCUGACGGAAAAUAUUAUACCACCGUGCAGGCCAUCAACAACGUGAUUCACGGUGGUUCCCUAGUAACCACUGUUUGUCACUCAACCCCUAUAGUUGUUGAUACAACACCUCCUUUAUUUAAAGGUGUCUCCGAUAUACUAUUUGACGAAGACUUCAAUAUUAUGGCCAUAUAUUUUGAAGCAGAAGACAAAGAAUCAUUCUUGUCGCGGAUUGAUUUUGGACUCGGAAAAACAAAACAUGACGUGGAGGUUCGAGGUUAUUCGGAAAUAUCGUAUCCAAAAAGGGAGAACCCUUACAUUUUGAUAACUGAUCUAAACAUAACAGAUGGAGAACCGGCUUGGUUAAGACUUAGAGCUGUCAAUAAUGUCGAAUUGUCAAAAGCUGGGCAUAGCGAUGACCCUAUACUUAUUGAUAGAACCAAUCCUAUAGCAGGGGAGGUGUUGGAUGGAAGUACUCUCGGACAAGAUCAAACCUAUCAACCUGAAAAUAAUCGGAUAUGUGCAAGCUGGAAGGGCUUUUAUGACCCAGAAUCUGGAAUCGAAGAAUAUCACUGGGGUGUUGGAAGCUUCCCGGGGCUUGAUGACAUCGUUGCCAUGGAAACAUUAUCUAGAGGCACUAAAAACAAAUGUUCCUUUGCAAACCUUGCUCACAAUACAACUUACUACUCUGUCAUAGAAGCAAAAAAUAGUGCACUGAACUCAAAAACCAUCAAGCAAUCAUCCAAUGGAGUUCUUGUGGAUAUGACUAAACCAAACGCUGGAUGGGUUAAUGAUGGAGAUGACCCAGAAAAGGACCAGGUUUUCUCCUCUGAAUCUGCCUUGAUAGCAGCAAGAUGGGGAAACUUCUCAGAUGAAGAAAGUGAAAUAAAUCAUUACGUUGUAGAUGUUUUCGUAAAUGAUGUAAAAACUAGAACUUUUGACGUUGGUAUUAAAAACGCGUUCGAUGAUUUCUCGAUGAGUUUUGCUCAAGGAGAUCACAUUUAUUCACUUGUCACGGCAUAUAAUGGAGCCGGAUUGUCAGUGAAAAUGAAAUCAAGUGGAUUUAUUAUUGAUCUAACCCCGCCAAAUUUGAAAUACAUUCAUGACACAAAAAAUGGACUAUCCUUUCAAAGUGACUCUCAGUCCCUUUCAUAUGCCUGGAAAUUCUUAGACCCAGAGUCAGGCAUAAAACAAUAUCGUCUAACAGUAUUUGAAGUGCAUCAAGGCAUGAAACUUAAAUUCUACCCGACAAACGAAGAUUUUAUUCGUACCAAUGCAGAAAAUAUUACUUUAUCUGGUCUUUCUUUGCAAAAUGGAAGAAAGUAUCUCGUCAAAAUUGUUGCUAUCAAUAAUGCAGACAUGCCUGUAUCACAUGAAUCAGAUGGCGUGAUGAUUGAUACAUCAGCCCCAGUCAUCUCACAGGUUCAUAUCGGACUACCAGAGGUCGAGGAGGAAGAAGAAGAUGGAAAAGUGAUGCAUGCAGAUCAGUCUGCGAUGACGGUCAGUUGGAGAGCUGAAGACUAUCAGAGUGGAAUUGUGAAGGCAUGGGUAGCAAUUGGACUUAAUACCAACGACACAUCAAUAACGAAUGGGUUCAAAGAAUUUGACGAUGGAAAUGUGGCGCGGCUCUCUGAUCUUUCCUUAACUCCUUCAUCGAUCAGUGACACAGAAAUCCAGUAUUACUAUGUAAUGGUAAAAGUAAUGAAUGGUGCAGGUUUGUUGUCAUUACAAGCUAAUUCAAAACCAGUUUACGUAAUGAAGAGUAAUGUACCCGGAACCGUGUACGAUGGACGUGAAGCGUUAUCCGAUGAAGACUUUACUUAUGAUAGAACAUCACUAGCCAUGUCUUUUAAUGGGUUCGAAAGUGAGGCAUGUAAUCUUAUUCAGUAUGAAUGGGCCAUUGGAUACAAGCCAUUUACAUACGAUGUUUUACCGUUUACCGACUAUGGAAUUGUGAUGCAUAAUGAAACCUUUGGUCAGGCUCAAAUACAUUUAUCGUUAUACGAGGGUUCCACAUAUUUCAUAACUGUUCGAGCAAAAACUGGUUUCAAUUGCCCAAUGGGUGAAUACGUCAUAUCUUGUUCCGAUGGUAUCAAAUUAGACACCACAAAACCGCAGAUUGGUAUGAGCUAUGAAGAAAACACAAUUACGCCAAAUUCAAUGCCUCUCUAUCAGACCAGUAUGGAUUCUGUCAAUUUAAAGUGGAAGAUCAAGGAUUCGUCAAAGAUCUCAGAAUCGUGGUGGUCGAUUGGAAGCCUUCCAAAACAAGAAGAUGUUUCGAAGAAAAUUAACACCAUGGACAAUUUUAUUCCUAGUGGAUUUUUGAAAUUGUCUCAUGGACAAACAUUUUAUGUCAAUGUUGGUGCUAAGGAUAAAGCUGGAAAUGAAAUGAUUACGUCUUCACCUCCGAUUACUAUUGAUACCACUCCUCCUGAAAUUCACAAUUUCACAUGUACUCCCUUUAUUUCUUUGCGUAAGUCCUUAGUCGUCUGCACCUGGGCUAUGAUAGAAGAAUGGGAAAGUGUUUUAGCAAACACUGCUAUUGGCAUCGGUAGGAACGAAACCUAUCCGGAUAUAUCAGAAUUCCAUACAUUUUCAAAACUGACGAGAAGCUGGACUCGAGAUCUUCGCUUGAGGUUAAAGAAUGGCAACUUUGCCCAUAUUCAUAUAAUAGUUAAAAUGCAAAAUUUGGCUGGUUUAGAGACUUACAAAUCUUUCAAAAUAGUCGUGGAUUCAACUCCACCAUCUGGAGGAAUUGUACAAAUUGUGACCACAACUGCAGCAACAAAUGCAUCAAGAAACGUUCAACGAUGCCAAAUUCCCCAGACAUAUUUAGAAGCUCGAGUUGCCAGCUGGGGAGAUGCUGAAUCUGGAAUUGACAGGUAUCAAGUAGCUGUUGGGUGUGAUGGAAAAUCUACCAAUAUUCUCAAAUUUAGUAAUUGGAUUAUAAAUGACGUCAUAUUAAUUCCUAAUCUUGAUAUGAUAACAGGAAGUAGGGUCGUAGUGACUGUAAGGGCGUUCAAUAAAGCAGGGCUGUAUGGACAAGUGAAAUCCGAUCCAGUCAUUAUAAGUCCAAAUCCCAAACUGUAUGUUUAUGAUGGUCCAACGGAAAUUGAUAUAGACUACCAGAAGUCACUGUCUUCCAUUGAGGGGAAUUGGCGAUAUUCAGAUAAUUGUCACAUCGAAUCGGUUGAAUGGGGAGUGGAAAGUAUCGACGGUAAAGUAAUUCAAAAAUUUCAACCUGUGCCAUCCGCCUUACAUCAUUUCUAUUCGGAUCUAAUAGACCUACAAAAUGGCGUCACUUAUAUAAACAUUAUUAGAACCAUUGAUGUACUUGGAAGGGUUCGUGAGAGUAGAUCCAAUGGUCUGGCUGUAAAAAUUCAACCUCCAACCCCUGCAACCGUGAGGGAUGGAUCGGACGACGAUUUGGACUAUCAAGAGUCAACUAACGAAUUGCAGAUCAAUUGGGACUCAUUUGGUAAACCGAAUAGUAAAGAUCCAACAGAAAGAAUUGUCAGGUACGAGGUUGCUCUGGGAAAUGAUGUUCGAUUCGAAGAGACUAGAAGUAAUGUUCAUUAUUUUCUUGACGCAGGACUUUCAAACAAUUAUGUUUUCAAAGGACUUAACCUUACAUCAAAAACUGUGACAUAUUACGCAACAGUUCGGGCAUAUAGCCAAGCUGGAAGUUUCCAAGAUGGGAUUUCUGAUGGAAUUAAGGUUGGUUUCAGAGAGGUGUUAACAGAAGGUAAUAUCGAAUAUAAUGCUGCCCAAUAUAUGACUGACAAAAUAUCCGUUUCCUGGUCAGGCUUUGAGGCAGAUAUGGGAAUUGAUCACUUUGAGGUUGGUAUUUCAUCAAGACCGCCAUUAUAUCCUAAUGGAACACAUGACUGUUAUACAUUUAGGGAUUUCGAUGAGGUUUUUAACACCAAGAAGAUGGAAGGAGUGGGGAAAGACACUUUCAAAAAUUUAAAACAGUUAUCUCUUCUUCACGGUCACAGUUACUUCGUCACUGUUAUUGCAGCAGAUGUUACAGGCAAAUGUGUUGGAAGCACUGGCAAAGCGGUCAUUAUUGACACAUCACCCCCUGAAAAGGGAAACGUUACCAUCCAAGGAAAAUAUUCUGAUAAUAUUGUUUACAUCAAACAUUAUGAUCAGAUAACUAUUGAAUGGAAUGGAUUUCAAGAUAACGAAUCUGGUAUAUUGGAAUAUGAAAUAAAGUUGUAUUCUUCAACAACAUGCUAUGAUGACGGUAGUGACCCAGAAAAAAAUACAGAUAUUCAUACACCAGAAAAAGCUGUAACUGUCAAAACUGAGAACAAAAUUACGUUUUAUGAAUUAUCUCUGAAGCAGUUUAAAACAUACAUUGUCAAAGUGACAGCUAAAAGUAAAGCUGGACUUCAGACUUCAAGUUUGUCGGAAUACAUCAAAUGCGAUACAACUCCACCGACGAAAGGAACAGUUAAAGUUGGUGACAGCUGGUUCAAAGAAGCUGCAUUCCAGCCUUUUACAGAUAAAUUAAAUGGAACAAUCGCAUUAGCACAUUCCGAAAUGGCAUAUCAGUGUCAAAGUCAAAGACCAUUGGACGCACAAAAUGAACUGGAACCUAUGAAAGGACGUUUCCGAACUGAAUGUGUCAUUAUGUCAGAUUCAAAAGUGAAAAUUGAAAUCCGUCAUGAUGAUAAUUUACGUGGCAUCAUUAAAGGAGGUGUAGAAUCGAUAAAGAAAGAAAUAAUAGCAGGAAAUUAUUCCAGUAAACUCACAACUGCUAGAGGUAAACGGAUGGUGACUUCAAUUUUUCUUGCAACUGGAAGUCAAUUUGUUAAAGAAGAAUUAGAUUUUCAAGUUAAAGAAAAUCAAACUGACAUUGAUUAUGAUUUAAACAAUACUUUAUCUGAUUCCUUUUCAAACAUAACAAAUUUUGAAACUUCCAAUAUGGAAAUGUUAAAUGAUUCGAAAAUGUUGAAUAAAAGUACAGUGAACUCCGGCAUGUCCAAAAAUAUAAACCAUACAUCAAAUGUCGAAAAGAGUUCUGUUUUAGGAUUAAACGAUAUUUUCGGCUUUGGAUUUCACAUACCAGGAUACACAAAAGAUAAGCAGUGGUUUGUUUUCGUAUGGGUAUUCGACCAGUACAUCUCAACAUCUAGACAAAUACCAAUAGACUUUGACCCAACCGUUUCAAAUGUAGAAUAUACCAUCCAAUUAACAAACAGCACAUUUGUUGGAAAAAAUGUCUGGAAUGUUAAAUAUUUCAUACAAUCUGAACAGAUUGCAGAAUUUAAUGGCUUGCGAUUUGAAGAAUAUGGAACAUUUGGUGUCUAUAACUGGAACGAAAAUGAAUACGUGCCACCUAUAGAAAAUAUCGAUUUUCCUGUUGCAUUUGAAGCUAGUAGUACCAUAGAGAUAAUGAAAGAACCGAUUCCGGCUGACAAGCCCUGUAUGUUCGGGUCGUCAUUUUUUGAAAAGGACAGUUUUAUUCAAGAGUUUUGGGUUAAGGUGUCUGAGUAUGAGAAUGAGACAGAUACUUCAUUUGAUGAUUAUUUGUUAUAUGCUUCAUUCUGCCAGAAAUGUGCUGAAAAUUGUAAUAUUGGAU
Saccostrea cuccullata (small rock oyster) is the source of this 7195-nucleotide messenger RNA. RefSeq lists its product as uncharacterized. Lineage: Eukaryota; Metazoa; Mollusca; Bivalvia; Ostreida; Ostreidae. The transcript is spliced from 10 exons. The record is from RefSeq and is a predicted model, not a curated record. The annotation marks the transcript as partial. Gene Ontology annotation, molecular function: protein binding.